AUGCAGGAGGGUCUGGGUCGGGCUGCCCAUGCACCUUGUCAGCCAGCAGCAAAAAUUGCAGGGAGGUGGAGCAACAGGCCCCACCUCCCCAACUCCAGGCUCCAUGGGUCCCAUUGGACUCACUCAUCAACAUCGUCAUCCAGUCCAUUUCAUGAGCCUCCUUCAGCGUCUUGUAGGUUGCCACGGCGUGAUAAGCCUGAGAGGGUCCCGCAUGAGGAUGCUGUCACGCCGCCGACACGGCCUCUGGACUCUCUGCGCUGCCUUCCCCACUCCCACUCGUCGCACCAUCAUAAGUCGCGUCAUCGCCACAUCGUUGCCGAGCUGGAUGGUGCCGAUGUACUGCCGGUAUGCCUGCUCCAGGCGGGCGUUUGUGAAGUGCUGCGAGACCGGAAGCUGCAAGUUUUCCAUCUUCCGCUCGUCAACAAGCCUGCUCGACACAUCCCCCAUCCACCGGGUCAUGGGCCUUGUCGCGGCGCCAGUGCGACUGCGGAGAAGCACAGCGCUUAUAGCAGACGGACCCAAGAAAUAUGUACAUACACAGCGCGGGCUGAUGUUCAAUGCUCAGUCCUACCCAUCGGGCAAAUUUCCGGGAAAUGGUUGAUAUAA
Messenger RNA from Auxenochlorella protothecoides, 606 nucleotides. RefSeq lists its product as hypothetical. Lineage: Eukaryota; Viridiplantae; Chlorophyta; Trebouxiophyceae; Chlorellales; Chlorellaceae. Bases 1 to 606 code for a protein of 201 amino acids. The transcript has a single exon. The record is from RefSeq and is a predicted model, not a curated record.